AUGCAGUCUGAGUCCAAGAAGUAUGAAGAAGAGAUGCCUUCUCUGCACUGGGGGAUGGAUCCUGUAUUUUCUGCAUUUGCAAAACUCUAUAUUAAAGAUAUAAAAGAAAUGAGAGAAUCUAAACAAGUGCCAGGUAUAUUCUUUUAUAACGGACGUCCAGUAAGACAGGUGGAUGUUGUCGGAAUAGUGGUUCAAAUGAAAGAGCAGGAUGCCUUUUGUAAUUAUGGAGUGGAUGAUAGCACUGGAGUUAUAAAUUGCGUCUGUUGGAAGAAUCCCAUGGUAGCAGAAACAUCUUUAUCAGGUUGUCCAAGCACACCCAGCAGUCUUACUGUGUUUGAACAGAUGAAGAAACUCCAAGAAAUAGUGAGACAGAAAACUAAGCUGGAAAUCGGGGAUGUUGUCCGGGUCAGAGGUCCCGUCCGAACCUAUAGGCAACAAAGAGAAAUUCAGGCUUUGUGGUUUUGUAAAGUGGAUGAUCCUGUGUAUGAUGUUCAGAUUUCAAGAAUGCUGGAGCUCCCCUGUCUCUAUAGGGAAGUUUAUGAUAAACCUUUCCAAGGCCCCGAGGAGGGACAGAGUGGCCUGGGGAGUCAGAAUUUCUCAAUCAAUAUGCUGCAUGAGAAAGUGAAAGGCUUUCUAUUAGAAAACAAAAUUCAGACCUUUUACCAACAGGAGUUGGAAACAAUUGAUGCUCUGGUGUCUCUGGCUGGUGUGGAUCUCCCCACUCCCAGCUGUCAGGAG
This is a messenger RNA of Pterocles gutturalis (yellow-throated sandgrouse), 738 nucleotides long. RefSeq names its product oligonucleotide/oligosaccharide-binding fold containing 1 (gene STN1). The record is from RefSeq and is a predicted model, not a curated record. Lineage: Eukaryota; Metazoa; Chordata; Aves; Pterocliformes; Pteroclidae. Gene Ontology annotation, cellular component: site of double-strand break; chromosome, telomeric region; DNA replication factor A complex. Gene Ontology annotation, biological process: nucleotide-excision repair; double-strand break repair via homologous recombination; DNA replication. The transcript has 6 exons. The annotation marks the transcript as partial.